This is a messenger RNA of Prunus mume (Japanese apricot), 596 nucleotides long. The record is from RefSeq and is a predicted model, not a curated record. NCBI's taxonomy places the organism in Eukaryota, Viridiplantae, Streptophyta, Magnoliopsida, Rosales, Rosaceae.
UAGGAAGCUGAGAGAGCAAAGCAAUACGCAAAGUCGUUAUGGAUGCCAACAUUUCUGUUAACCCUCCUCCUCCUCAACGUUUGGAAGACACAAGGGAAGAAGAAGAAGAAGAAGAAGAGGUUCAGAAUUCUCACGGGGCACUGCACAAAUAUAAUUUCUUUCUGCUGGCCAUGCUGGGCGCUCUCCUCCAACUGAAGCACGCAGCCGCAAACAUUGCCUCUCCAUUUGUCACGAACUACGUUACUCUACUCAUUUUUAUUGUUGACUUAUUUGUUUACGUGGCCUUAUUGGUGACUAUCGAGAUGUUGGAAAACAAUCCAGAUUUGGCUGAAUUCAUGAACAACGUUAGCCUCCUGUCAGGAGUUCUUGCCUCCGCUUUACUAUUGCUGAUCCUCAUCCCGGCUCUUGGGUGGCUCACCCUCCUCUUGUGGAUCACUUAUUUUGUGAAGGACGUUGUAACUGUGAGAUCGUAUAUCAGUGUCGCUCUUCAUGUCUUUGACAGAGUGAAAGAGCUUAUGAGUAUUCAGGAGCAGAAUAAUGGUGAUCAACAGGAAAUUAGAAUGGAGGAGGGGCAGAAUCAGCUGGGUGUUACGUAA